Molecule: messenger RNA, 1017 nt
Organism: Hirsutella rhossiliensis
Lineage: Eukaryota; Fungi; Ascomycota; Sordariomycetes; Hypocreales; Ophiocordycipitaceae
Product: iron-containing redox enzyme domain-containing protein
Exons: 2
Coding region: 1-1017 (338 amino acids)
Source: RefSeq, a predicted model, not a curated record
AUGCCGUUCACCAUUGACCGAGAACGGGAAUGCCAGCCGUACAAAGAACUGUACCACAAGUUGCAUAACCUCGAGCAUCACGUCGAAGUGCUCCCUCGGGCCAAGUCUCUCCUUCUCUCGUUCUUCUCCGAGGCCUUGCACUCCGAGCGCAGUCGGAGCUCCAUCCUCUCGCUCGACUGCUUCUCCGCCACCGCCCUAAAUGGCUUCGUCCAAGAAGAGCUGGACGCUGUGACGAGAAAAUGGCGGAAAUACCUUAGCGGACGCAAGGCGGGCCAACCUCGCACGCUGUUCCAGUCCGCCGCCGAUGCGCGCCGCUGGCUUGUCCGGAUGGCGCCGGUCAAGCUUGUCGACGGUGCCUGGCUGGGCCACAUCCACAAGAUCACAACCCCUUUUGCGGAUAGGCGAAUCACAAGGGCCGCAUGGCAGGUUCUUUCCGAGGAGCUGGGCGACGGUGAUCUGGUCAAGAACCAUGUGCAUCUCUACGCGCAACUCCUCCAGCAGAUCGGCGCGCCCGUCGGCGAGCCCGGCUCGGUCGACUUCAUUCGACAUCUAGGCAUGGACGACCCUCAGGUCUGGCGAGCGGCACUUGCCCAACUGCUUAUCUCCCUGUUCCCGCACGAGUUUCUCCCCGAGAUCCUGGGAUUCAACCUGCAUUUCGAAAUGCUAACUUUCGAAACCCUCGUAGCGAUGAAGGAGCUACGCGAGGUCGGCUACGACGCUUACUAUUUUACCCUACAUGUUACCAUCGACAACGCCAGUACGGGUCAUACCGCCAUGGCGAGCUACAUCGUGACAGACUAUCUGCGCUCCGUUGAGGUCCGCAAGGGACACGCCGCAGCGUACCAGGCGUGGAAACGCGUCCAGGCCGGGUUUAUGCUGUCCGAGAGCUCGUCCAAUAUAAGAGCAGCCACCGAUUGCCCCCUCGUCGCCGAGGUCCUUGCUAUCUUCCAGAAAAAGGUUGACACCUCGAACCGAAUUCAUGAUAACUGCCCUCAGCGCGAAGCCGUGGGUGUAUAA